This is a messenger RNA of Symbiodinium natans, 4563 nucleotides long. Lineage: Eukaryota; Dinophyceae; Suessiales; Symbiodiniaceae. The record is from the annotation of a GenBank genome assembly.
AUGGACGCGCUGGACAACCAGACGAACAUGCUGCGUGGUGAGAUACACGAAGCGAAGGAAGAAGUCAUGCGGCAUACUGAGGAGCUGAUCAACAAUGCCACAGCUGAGCUCAAAGCUGGACAGGAUGCAAUCCGCCAGGAGAUGCAAGCGGGUCAAGAAGAAUUGAAAGCCGGACAGGAAGCAAUUCUGAAGGAGAUGGACGAGAAGCACGAGGAAACAAAGGAAGCGAUCGAGAACCUGAAUGCAGAGUUGACCGAACAGAUGACUGAGUUGGAAGACAAAGUCAUUGCAGAGACCCGCCGCGGCACGGCCGAGGUCCUGAAGGGUGUCGAGAAAUCCAGGAAGGAGCUGAGCAAGAAGAUGGACAAAGUGAGCUCAGAGAUCAGCACCUUGGGCAAGAAGACAUCUCAAGAGAUCAACGCAGCCAAGACAGAGCUAAAGGCUGAUAUCAGCGAUGUGAAAAAGACGGUCGUGGCCGGCACACAACGUGUCGUCGAUGAACUGCAGGAGGGUCUUCGCAAGGUGGAAGGUCAAAUCAAGCGCUUCGAGACGGCUUUCAACACGGAAAUCUCAAAUGUGCAGGCGCAGCAGGCCAUCAUGACGGACCUUCUUGUGGGGAAUGCCAUGCGCAUGGAUGAACUUCACGCGGCCGUGGACAGCUCUGUGGAGCUCUCAGAGGAGCACCAGCUAGAGAGCUUGGAGCUGAUGCUGGGUUCUGCCAUGUUGCACGUGAAGUCUGCCUUCUCAACAGCGUUUGACCUGGUCGAUCAGCUCGAGAAGUCCCGCACAAGGUAUAGCCAAGCUGUGAGCGACUAUGAACAGUGCCUCGUGUCGUGGACGGAGGUCGAGUCGCAGAAGGCGCUGGGCGGACUCGGCCCUGAACAUGUUACGCUUGCGCAGAUGUGGCAGCGGCGGUUGGGUCUGCUUUCAUCGUCUCUUCUAUUCUUAGCCGCAGUCUGCUUGCUGAGCCUUUUCCGCUAUGCUGUCCUCGCUAGUGCCACUAUCGCGGCUUUAGACACAGCGAAGGCGCUUGCGUCGGAUCCCCGCCAGCCACACGGCUCAGUUUUGCCGCUCUUCGAUUACAUUCGCAAGCAGGGCACCAAACAUGAAGCUGUCUCAAAGCUGGCACGAGAUGCGAUGGCCCUGCUCUCAAGGGUGCUUAGCGACAGCCGCCUGCUGAGGCGCCUGGUCGAGACUGGGCUGGCCAUCAAGGAAAAGUCGCUGAUUGCCAUCAAGCCGGAGCAGUUGACGAAUGGCUCUGCCAAAGUGGAGGAGCAGCAAGUGCUGUGUCGCCAGUACUUCUCACCGGACUCCAUGAGCAUCGUGCGCGGGGUGAUUCAGGACUCCGCAUCAAGGACUCUGGAGUCUCUCUCCACACUGAUUGAUGGCACACGUGAUUGGCUGGUGGCGCUGCAAACCAUCAGCAGGCGCACGGCUCCCGCUGGACCUCAGUCUGUGGAGAUGGUCGCCGUGGCGUGGUCCGGCAUCGUGCGUGAAUUCGGCGCCAUCUUGCAGAGCUUCGAACUUCCGUCAAAGGAUCCGUCGCAUGAGUUGCUGAUCCUUCACCGGAAGCUCUUGGGUCGAAGCCUCCCACAGCUUUGCCCUGUUCCGUCCAGUUGCGUCUCUGCCAUCUUGCAGCGGAUGCCAUCAGUCUCCACGACAUCUCUGGUGGCCUGGGACCGCGUGCCUUUGGAUGAGGGAGGUGAGCUGCUUGUGGUGCUCCAACAACCUGAGGCACUCUUGCUGGACGCAGGAGUGCACUCGGGCUGGGAAGUUGACGUUCGCAAGCCCAUCCCAGCCGACCUCAAGGAUGUCAACAGCCAAUUGCCCAGCCAAGUGCUGGGAUGCAAACUCAAGACUGAUGCAGCAGCUUACCAGGUUCUCCAACCUUCGGAUGUGGCAGCUUCACAGUUGCCCAACCGGGCCUUCUGCUUCUGCGCCGCAUCCGUCAGCUCGUCCGGCUCCGUGAGCAAGACCUGCCGACACAGGAUGGGUAUCUGCGAUGGUGCAUCAGACACACCGAUCGAUCUCUGGUCGCCGUUGAGCAAGCCUAUCAUGCUUCCCAAGCUUCACCGGUGGAACCAGCGCCUGCAGAGCUUGCAGUCUGAGAAGUUCUGCGGAGACGGCCACGUUGAUGCCUGGGAAGCCUGCGACGAUGGCAACCAGAUCACCGGGGAUGGCUGCCGAGCAGAUUGCCGGUCCAUCGAGCCGGGCUUUACAUGUACGACACCGGCUGUUCCAUGCGUCACUACUUGUGGAGAUGGCAUCUUGGCAGGCCAGGAAGGCUGCGACGACGGAAACGUGUUAUCGGGCGAUGGCUGCUCCUCCAAAUGCCAGGUUGAAGUGCUGUGCACGCGCAAAGAUGCCUUCGAAAAGUUCAGGAGGCCCCAAAACCAUCGCCACACUAUAUUUUCCCAAGGGCUGCAGAUGAAUUUGGAGCACCCUGUCCUGCACCAGGGCAAUCCCGACACCGCGCUGAGAGCACCGGUGCCAGUCCUCGAUGGGACUGCGUCCUGCGCAGGCUACAAGUGUCCAGCCGGGUGUAAGCCUGCCUCUUGGAUGGAAUCCCGUUUGUGCCUGACCACCACUUGCGGCAGCGACGACGUGAAGCGUUGCUGCGACUGCAAUGAUGCAGUUGGAGCAGAUUCUGGCGCCUCACCAUCAUGGACCACGGAACCUUGCUUUUCUUGGGACACGUCUCAGGCUGGCAGGGUCUCCCCGACAGCCGAAGAUGUGAUUGCUGCAUGCGGUGGAGCACUUGGAUACGUGUUUGGCACUGUGAAGAGUGGCAAGUUCUUGGUUCGUCACGAUGUGGUCCUGCCCAGCCGCGAUGCCUUCAAGAAGGCGAUGAGCCCAAAGAAGGACGAUGUUUUGCACGUCUGGCCAGUAUCACAGCAAUUCCAAAGUCUGUCGUUCAAGGCCAAGAGAACUACGGCCGGCUUCCGCUUUGGCUUCCAUUGCGCAGGUUCAGAGGAUGAUUGCCAACUGUGGCAAGUCUUGCUGGGAAGCAACAUCACCAGGAAUGGAUUCUUGGCUUCCCAGAAGGGAGGUGUUGGAGUUCGGCCGCGGGCUGUGGCCGGCAGCACCUUUGUGAUCUACAAAAUACAGAAUCCGACAAAGGUCUGGACAUGCCCUGCUCAUGCCCCCACGCCGCAUUGCGGAGACGGCGUCAUCUCUGGCGUUGAGGAGUGCGAUGCUGUAUCUGCUGCAGGAAGCACAUACCUGCAUGGCUGCAAUGCAGCCUGCCAGGUUUCGGAGGGAUGGGGGUGCAGCACAUCGCCUGAACCCCACUGCAGCCCCCUGUGCGGUGACUCCUUAGUGCUGGGAAAUGAAACCUGUGAUGAUGGCACCACCUUCCGUUGGGGGGGCUGCACGAACGACUGCAGAUUUCACACGCAGCUGAGUUACAUCGCUUCCACAGGAGGCUGCGAUGCUUCUGCGCAGACAAAGUCAGCUGCAACUGCCGAAGCAUGUGAGGCCGCAUGCACAGUCGAGGAGAGCUGCGUGGGAUACUCCUGGCGAAUGGCUGGAGGCUGCAGCCACAUCAGUGGUCCACUGCCUACGUCCUUCGGACAAGGACCGGAAACCCAAGCUGACAAUAGCCAUUGCAAGGUCAAGGCAAGAUACCUUCUUCUGAAGGAAGGCCUCCAGUCUGUUGCUGGCAACGCAUUUUUACAUGAAGCUCACAAGCAGUGCAGAGCACACGGCCUGAAGCCUGUGUCCGUUAGCUCUGUACAAGAGCUUGAUGUUGUGUACGACUUUGUCAAGAGGUCUGGGCUAAACUUGAGCCAGCCAAGAGGGGUGCCAAUUGGAUUGGCCAUUGAACAUGAUAGGAAGAACAGCUACUUCGACUUGAGCAAUGCCUCCUCUGAGUUGGAUGCUCUGCUUGCGACGGCCUAUAGGAGUGGUCGCUGGCAGACAAGCCAGUGGAUGUCAAACGCUGGGGAUGCGGAGAUUGUCGGCUUCGGCUUUGGCAAUGAAAAGUCCAAGCAGCGCGCUGGUCUGCACGACUGGCGCUUGGACCAUUACCCUUCCGGCCUCGUCUGUGAGGACCUGAAGCUGCCGGCAGACCCCCAGGUACAAAUCCGAUUGGCUGGUGGUGGUCAGCGAAAUCGUGGCAGAGUGGAGGUGUACCACCACCACAAGUGGGGCACUGUCUGCAACAAGGGCUUUACCGACAACAGCGCGGAGGUCUUGUGCCGUGAGCUGGGCUUUCCAGGCGGAAAAGUCCUGAAGGACAAGAUGAGCGGUAAAGGCACCAUUUGGAUGGCCGAGGUGGCGUGCCGCGGAAGCGAGAGCUCCUUCAAAUCAUGCCCCUUCCCAGGUUGGGCCAAGCACAACUGCGACCACCAGCAAGAUGUUGCUGUGGAGUGCCAGGCUCGAAUCUUACAUUACGCAAACAUGUGUAACUAUACCGUGCAGCAUUGUGCGGGCAUUGAAGAGCGCAGCGACUUCGUGCACUGGCUGCCUUUGGCGGCGGGGGUGGGAGGUGGUGAGACGGUGAAGAUACGAUCUCGAUUUAUCGCGUGGCAGGGUCCAGAGAAUGAGAUGAAGCUUCGCUAG